AUGGACGCCGGCGGGGCGCAGCCGCCGGACGCGGAGAUGGCGGAGGCCGGCGCCGCGGCGGCGGCCGCGGCGGGGUCGGCGCCGGGCGGCGCGAUGGACAACAUCCAGGCCACGCUCACCCACGGCGGGAGGUUCAUCCAGUACAACAUCUUCGGCAACAUCUUCGAGGUCACGGCCAAGUACAAGCCCCCCAUCCUCCCCAUCGCCAACGCCUUCGACAACAAGAUCGACGCCAAGCGCACGCUGCGGGAGAUCAAGCUGCUCCGCCACAUGGACCACGAGAAUAUUGUUGCAAUAAGGGAUAUUAUACCUCCUGCACAGAGGACUGCAUUCAAUGAUGUCUAUAUUGCAUAUGAAUUGAUGGACACCGAUCUGCAUCAAAUUAUUCGCUCAAAUCAAGCUUUAUCGGAGGAGCACUGCCAGUAUUUCCUUUAUCAGAUCCUUCGUGGCUUGAAGUAUAUACAUUCAGCAAAUGUUCUCCACCGAGACUUGAAGCCUAGCAAUCUUCUAUUGAAUGCAAACUGUGACCUAAAAAUUUGUGAUUUUGGACUUGCUCGUACCACCUCAGAAACUGAUUUUAUGACUGAGUAUGUUGUGACAAGAUGGUACAGGGCACCAGAGCUUCUGUUGAACUCCUCUGAAUAUACUGCAGCAAUUGAUGUGUGGUCUGUGGGCUGUAUAUUUAUGGAACUGAUGGAUCGGAAACCUUUGUUUCCGGGAAGGGACCAUGUCCAUCAGCUACGCCUACUAAUGGAGCUCAUUGGAACACCAAAUGAGGCCGAUUUGGAUUUUGUAAAUGAAAACGCAAGAAGAUAUAUCCGCCAACUUCCCCGUCAUGCAAGGCAAUCAUUAUCUGAGAAGUUUCCACAUGUUCACCCUUCAGCAAUUGACUUGGUUGAAAAGAUGCUGACUUUCGAUCCUAGACAGAGAAUAACAGUUGAAGGUGCACUUGCGCAUCCUUACUUGGCAUCGCUGCAUGACAUAAGUGAUGAGCCAGUCUGCACGAUGCCCUUCAGCUUUGACUUCGAGCAGCAUGCGUUGUCGGAAGAACAAAUGAAGGAUCUAAUCCACCAAGAGGGCAUCGCGUUCAACCCUGAUUACCAGUAG
Molecule: messenger RNA, 1107 nt
Organism: Triticum turgidum subsp. durum (durum wheat)
Lineage: Eukaryota; Viridiplantae; Streptophyta; Magnoliopsida; Poales; Poaceae
Source: the annotation of a GenBank genome assembly